Rhopalosiphum padi (bird cherry-oat aphid) is the source of this 1092-nucleotide messenger RNA. RefSeq lists its product as uncharacterized. Gene Ontology annotation, molecular function: protein heterodimerization activity; structural constituent of chromatin; DNA binding. The record is from RefSeq and is a predicted model, not a curated record. The transcript has 3 exons. Gene Ontology annotation, cellular component: nucleosome. NCBI's taxonomy places the organism in Eukaryota, Metazoa, Arthropoda, Insecta, Hemiptera, Aphididae. The coding region runs from base 82 to 1029 and encodes 315 amino acids.
UCGUCGUGUUUCAUUGUGUAUACAUUUCUUCUGAAGAUAAGUCGUGGUUUAAUAUCAUCCUUUUUGCGUCAUACAAAUACAAUGGCCCGUACCAAGCAGACCGCACGUAAAUCUACCGGAGGAAAGGCUCCCAGGAAACAGCUGGCCACCAAAGCCGCUCGUAAGAGCGCACCCGCCACCGGAGGAGUGAAGAAACCCCAUCGUUACCGUCCGGGAACCGUCGCUCUCCGUGAAAUCCGUCGUUACCAGAAGAGCACCGAAUUGUUGAUCCGCAAAUUGCCGUUCCAACGUCUGGUGCGUGAAAUCGCACAGGACUUCAAGACCGAUUUGCGUUUCCAGAGCUCCGCCGUCAUGGCGUUGCAGGAAGCCAGCGAAGCUUAUUUGGUCGGUCUGUUCGAAGACACCAACUUGUGCGCCAUCCACGCCAAACGCGUCACUAUCAUGCCAAAGGAUAUCCAAUUGGCCCGUCGUAUCCGCGGAGAACGUGCUAAAAUCAAUGGUAUUAUUUAUGAAGACUUGGUCAAUCCGGUGUUUGUCUCGUCGUGUUUCAUUGUGUAUACAUUUCUUCUGAAGAUAAGUCGUGGUUUAAUAUCAUCCUUUUUGCGUCAUACAAAUACAAUGGCCCGUACCAAGCAGACCGCACGUAAAUCUACCGGAGGAAAGGCUCCCAGGAAACAGCUGGCCACCAAAGCCGCUCGUAAGAGCGCACCCGCCACCGGAGGAGUGAAGAAACCCCAUCGUUACCGUCCGGGAACCGUCGCUCUCCGUGAAAUCCGUCGUUACCAGAAGAGCACCGAAUUGUUGAUCCGCAAAUUGCCGUUCCAACGUCUGGUGCGUGAAAUCGCACAGGACUUCAAGACCGAUUUGCGUUUCCAGAGCUCCGCCGUCAUGGCGUUGCAGGAAGCCAGCGAAGCUUAUUUGGUCGGUCUGUUCGAAGACACCAACUUGUGCGCCAUCCACGCCAAACGCGUCACUAUCAUGCCAAAGGAUAUCCAAUUGGCCCGUCGUAUCCGCGGAGAACGUGCUUAAACUUAAAUUUUUAACAAAUAGUCCUUCUUAAAACGGCCCUUUUCAGGGCCACCAAUUUAUUAU